Messenger RNA from Cetraspora pellucida, 840 nucleotides. NCBI's taxonomy places the organism in Eukaryota, Fungi, Glomeromycota, Glomeromycetes, Diversisporales, Gigasporaceae. The record is from the annotation of a GenBank genome assembly.
CGACGUGAUUUUAAUGUCGAAGGUUAUAAUAACGAGAUGUCGACGGAAAUAAAGCAGUCGUGCGCGCAUUAUAUGUACACUUUUUCUGAUUCGGACCUGAAAAGCUUUGAUCAACCAGAUAACCUAUUCGAUCAAGAUUCUGAAUUAAUUAUCAAAGAUUAUCAUCGUAAAAUUCAAGAAGAAGAAGCUGAAUUUACGCGAGAGCUUAAUAAAUUAAUCAAGAUUCAUGAAGAAAAAAUAAAAGAUUUAAUUCGUGAACGAAAUUGGAAAUUAUCGAAUUUGUAUAAAAAGAAUUCAAUAAUUAAUCCUAAGCAAGUGGAAUUUGAUGAGUUAUCUUUGAAAUUUGAAGAUGAUGAGACAUCAGAGAUCAAAAAAACGUCUGCAGAUGAAAAUUAUAUAACACCGGAGAACAAAACCGAAACAUCAGUUAUAGAUUUAGAAAAAAGUCUGGAAGACAUGUGUAUUAAUAAGAUUAAUAAGACACCUAUUUCUGUUCAGUCUAUAUCACCACUUUCAAUUUCGUAUCACGAUCUUGAUCCUGAUGUUUAUGAUUGCAACGAAAUAUUGACAUAUUCUCCAUCAGUUGAUACCAAAACUGUUUCAAAUGUUCUAGCAGAUUUCACGAUAAUUGAUGAUGACCUUACAUCAAUUUCUCAGACAAACACUACGAUAUACAACGUCCUUCCACCACGAACAGAACAAUUUAGUAAUGAAAAAAAAAUGCCAAAUUAUCAACGAAUGUCAAUUCCCGAGUUGAAGGCAUGUGGAAGUGGCAAAAUAUGGUAUCAGGCCUUCUGGAAAAGAAACAAUGAUUCGUCAAUUAGAAAUUAUAUGGAAUAA